Pyricularia grisea is the source of this 606-nucleotide messenger RNA. RefSeq lists its product as uncharacterized. Gene Ontology annotation, biological process: nucleotide metabolic process. The coding region runs from base 1 to 606 and encodes 201 amino acids. Lineage: Eukaryota; Fungi; Ascomycota; Sordariomycetes; Magnaporthales; Pyriculariaceae. The record is from RefSeq and is a predicted model, not a curated record. Gene Ontology annotation, molecular function: catalytic activity. The transcript has a single exon.
AUGGGCAACCCCCGCAAAGACGAACCUCCUGCCCCAGAGGACGGCCACUGCCCAUUCUGCAACAUCUCCAACCAAUACCAACCGUACGACCCACAAGCACCACCACCAGCGAGCUCAGAGUCCAUCUCCCCGGCCAGGACGCGGUCGGACCCGGACACGUUUGUGCUCCUGUCCACGCCGCUGCUGGUGGCGUUUCUCGACAUCAUGCCGCUGUCGCGCGGGCACGUGCUGCUGUGCCCGCGGGCGCACCGGCGCAAGCUGACGGCCGUGACGGCGGCCGAGUCGCGCGAGCUGGGCUUCUUCGUGCGUGUGCUGUCCGAGGCCGUCAUGCGGGCCACGGGGGUCGGCGACUGGAACGUGGUGCAGAACAAUGGCGCCGCCGCCGCCCAGGUCGUGCCGCACAUGCACUUCCACAUCAUCCCCAGGCCCGAGAUCCGCGAGCAGGGAAGGUGGAGCGAUCGCUUCACCAUGUUUGGGAGGGGUCAGCGCUCCGACUUGGACGAGGACGAGGCCAUCGAGCUGGCGGCGAGGAUAAGAGAGUGCGUGGCCGAGGUGCUGAGGGAGGAGGAGGCGCAGGGGGGACAAGGGUUUAGGUCCAAGUUAUGA